AUGUCAGUGACAGUGAGCGAAGAGACCGUGGCAAAGGUGCAAGACUCUUGGGAGAUUGUUCUGCAAAUCCCUGAUUGCACCCAAGCAGUGGGAGAGUUGCUCUUUCGAAAUAUCUUCAAGCUUGCCCCAGGAGCCCACAAGAUGUUUCCAUUUGGCAAAGGGUACGAAAAAGUUGAAGACAAAAUGUUCAAGACAAGGAUGUUCAAGAGGCACGCCAAGAAUGUGGUUUCCAUGCUGGACAGUUCGGUUCAGUUCUUGGGGCCCGAUUUGGAAGAACUUGAGGAAACGUUGGUCAACCUGGGGGCACAGCAUGUUGGUUUCGGAAUCCUGCCAGAGCAUUAUCCCAUUGUGGGGCAAGCACUGCUCGAUACCCUGGCAGCAGCGCUAAGCGACGAAUUCACGGAGGAUUUGAAGGAGUCUUGGGCGGGAGUGUAUGGAUUCAUCACUACCAGCAUGCUCAAGGGAGCCAAUGAAUCACUCUUGCGCUUCAGCAUUCCUCUCUUUAAUCCUACUGGAAACAAAAAGGAAAUCACACUCGAUGAAUACGUGUCCAGCAUGCUACCAGGUCAAACCGCACUCUACUACAUCACCAUGACCAAUGAUGCCUUCAACUUUAAGAAACUCGAAAAGCUAAAGCAUGCUCAGGAGCUACAAAAGGCAGGAGUUGCCAUUCUAUACAUUGCCAAAAACAAACAAGAGCUCAUGGCCAACAAUCUACAAAAGUACCUUGGCCGAAAAAUGGUCGAUGUCGCCGGGAAUGACGUUGACACCAGCUUUCUCAAGGACAUUGACCACGACGAUCGACGACAGCGGUCUGUCACCAGUCUAUACAAGCGAGAGGGAUUGGCCCAAGAUGCGGCGGAAGACUUUUGCGAAUGGUUCCAGGCAACCUUGGGUUAUGACAAGGUCGAAGCCUGUACUCCCACUUGUGACUUUGCCUCACAACCCGCCCGUGUCAUUCACGACGAAGAGGAUCCCACUCAAGUCAAACGUCUCGAAACCAUGGAUUCCCUUCAACAGACCAAAAAGCACGUGGAAAUCAAUCCCCGACAUCCACUCAUUGUCGAAAUCAACAAGGCCCGCGAAAGUCACCCCGGUCUCGCACAAGUGCUGGCCGCACAGGUCUACGACAAUUGUCUCAUCAAUGCCGGUCUAUUGAAUGAUUUCCGCGUCAUGGUGACACGCAUCAACGAUCUCUCGUUGGCACUCUUGCAGGAAAAGAACAAGAGUGUCAUCACGACGCCCGUCUCGGCCCAGGCUGCUCCCCCCGUCGAUGACAGCAAGGGAUCCAUGAAUGGCAGUCGAAGGUCCUUCAAUGGCGGAAGUCGAAGGUCCUUGGAUGGCAGCCAGACACACCUCUUGCUUGACGCAGUCAAGCGAAGCCGAUCCAAGUCCACCGCCGACAAUACCGAAACGACCGCACUCAACUCGGAAGAAGACGAAAGCUCGGCGGAUGCCGCCGCCAAACCAAACAAGCCUGUGGGCGAUGACGACGACACAGACUAUGACGACUUGGGAAGCGACGACGACACCAUCUUUUCGGGCAAUGAAGACGGAAGUUCCAUCUAUUCCGGAGAGGAUAAUCUGAGCGAGUCAAAUGGAUCCAUGGGCUCGGUCGAGGCCGAUGAUGGUUGGGAAGAUUAA
Molecule: messenger RNA, 1644 nt
Organism: Seminavis robusta
Lineage: Eukaryota; Bacillariophyta; Bacillariophyceae; Naviculales; Naviculaceae
Source: the annotation of a GenBank genome assembly